Messenger RNA from Teleopsis dalmanni, 1120 nucleotides. RefSeq names its product small G protein signaling modulator 1-like. The coding region runs from base 1 to 1098 and encodes 365 amino acids. The record is from RefSeq and is a predicted model, not a curated record. NCBI's taxonomy places the organism in Eukaryota, Metazoa, Arthropoda, Insecta, Diptera, Diopsidae. Gene Ontology annotation, biological process: activation of GTPase activity. The transcript is spliced from 6 exons. Gene Ontology annotation, molecular function: GTPase activator activity.
AUGAACGAGAACUGCGAUGCGGGCAGCGAUAGCAAUAAUACUGAUUUACCUACAACAAUUGACACAGAAGAAACGUUCAGAGCUGAUGCAGUUGAGGAUUCAAAAGGUGUGCUGAGUCCUGAAUAUUUAAGUGCAGAUGAUUUACAAGUGAAUUUGGAUGAGGAAGUGGUAGACACAGAUAAUUUUCAAGUUACUGUUUCGCAAAAUGCACAGAAUUGUGGACCUCAAGCGGCAGUUAUUAUAACAGAUGCCUCGGUUGAUAUUGCUAACUGGGAACAGAGUUCACAAACGGGAAGUCGUCAAAUGACACCAGUGCAGGAGCAUGCUAUGGAUGACAACAUUAUAGGCGAGAAAGUUUUUGAUGGUCUACAGGAACCCAAAUCUGCAUGUGUUUCACCAGCCAGCUCAAAUGGUGGGGUUUAUAGUAGCGAACUAUUGGAACAAUUUGGUUUAAAUUUGCAUCGCAUUGAAAAAGAUGUUCAGAGGUGUGAUCGAAAUUAUUGGUACUUUGCAAAUGAGAAUUUGGAUAAGCUUCGUAAUGUUAUUUCAACUUAUGUCUGGGAACAUCUGGAAGUUGGUUAUAUGCAGGGCAUGUGCGAUUUGGUAGCACCACUUUUAGUAAUUUUCGACGACGAAUCUUUAAGUUACAGUUGCUUUUGUAAAUUAAUGGAACGCAUGAUUGAAAAUUUUCCAAAUGGUGGAGCUAUGGAUAUGCAUUUUGCAAAUAUGAGAUCUCUAAUACAAAUUUUGGACUCCGAAAUGUACGAUUUAAUGGAUUCUAAUGGCGAUUAUACACAUUUCUACUUUUGUUAUCGUUGGUUUUUGUUGGAUUUUAAAAGAGAAUUGAUUUACGAAGAUGUAUUUUCGACAUGGGAAGUGAUUUGGGCAGCAAGACAUGUAGCCUCAAGUCAUUUUGUACUAUUCCUGGCAUUGGCUUUACUAGAAACUUAUCGCGAUAUUAUAUUAUCGAAUAGUAUGGAUUUUACGGAUGUUAUCAAGUUUUUUAAUGAAAUGGCGGAACGUCAUAAUGCAACAGCAGUAUUACAACUGGCACGCAGCUUGGUUCUUCAAUUACAAAUGAUAAUUGAAAAUAAGUAGAAAAAAUAUAAUACAAAUCAUA